Molecule: messenger RNA, 7310 nt
Organism: Hypomesus transpacificus
Lineage: Eukaryota; Metazoa; Chordata; Actinopteri; Osmeriformes; Osmeridae
Gene: scn1laa
Product: sodium channel, voltage-gated, type I-like, alpha
Exons: 27
Coding region: 274-6180 (1968 amino acids)
Biological process (GO): sodium ion transmembrane transport; neuronal action potential; membrane depolarization during action potential
Cellular component (GO): plasma membrane; axon; voltage-gated sodium channel complex
Molecular function (GO): protein binding; voltage-gated sodium channel activity
Source: RefSeq, a predicted model, not a curated record
GCUACGGGCGAAAGUGGCAACGAAUUGAUAAUGGUCUACGAUUCAUUGUGAUCGCUUGGAAAGAAUACUUUUAUAAUCGUGUGGAAAUGACAAAUAACUCAAUCGCAGAUCCACGACUAUUCUUCAAUCUUCAUUUUGGACAAGAAAAAGCUGAAUGAAGGCGUAGCCUGUCUGGGAAUUGUUGUCGGAUUCUUUACCUGACCAGAAAGAAAAACUAAUGCCCUCUCUCGUCCUGGAGGCUCUCCGUUCCCUCUGAACGUGCAGAAUGAAAAGAUGGAACAGCUGCUUGUACCGCCAGGACCAGACAGCUUCCAGCCGUUCUCCUGCGAGUCCCUCCAGGCCAUCGAGAGGCGGAUCGCAGCGGAGAAAGCCAAGAAGCCCCGAGGGGAGGCCUGCAGCAAUGAGGAGGACCGACCCAGGCCCAACAGCGACCUGGAGGCGGGGAAACCUCUGCCCUUCAUCUACGGGGACAUCCCCUCCGGCCUGGUGUCCACACCCCUGGAGGACCUGGACUCCUUCUACAGCAAUCAGAAAACCUUUAUAGUCCUGAACAGAGGAAAAACCAUCUUCCGUUUCAACGCCAGUCCUGCCUUGUAUUUCCUGAGCCCCUUCAACCUUAUUAGAAGAAUAUCAAUUAAGAUUUUGGUACACUCAUUGUUCAGCAUGAUUAUCAUGCUCACUAUCCUGACCAACUGUGGGUUUAUGGCCCUGAGCCAGCCCCCAGACUGGGCCAAGAAUGUGGAGUACACAUUUACUGGGAUUUAUACAUUUGAAUCAUUAGUUAAAAUUCUGGCACGAGGGUUUUGUGUAGGGAAGUUCACAUUUCUAAGAGAUCCAUGGAACUGGUUGGACUUCUGUGUGAUUGUCAUGGCAUAUGUGACAGAGUUUGUGGACCUGGGCAAUGUCUCAGCGUUGAGAACCUUCAGGGUUUUGCGCGCUCUGAAAACGAUAUCAGUCAUCCCAGGUCUGAAGACCAUUGUGGGAGCUCUGAUCCAGUCGGUGAAGAAGCUCGCCGACGUGAUGAUCCUCACCGUCUUCUGCCUCAGUGUGUUUGCCCUCAUCGGCCUCCAGCUGUUCAUGGGCCACCUGAGGCACAAGUGUGUACGGAACAGCAACCUCACUUACCUCAACUGGAGCGAGCACAUCAACGACCCCUUAAAUUAUUACAUCAUCCCAGGUAAAAAGGACCCCUUGCUCUGUGGAAAUGGCACAGAAGCUGGGCAGUGUCCAGAGGGGUACUUCUGCGUCAAAGCGGGCCGGAACCCAGACUACGGCUACACCAGCUUUGACACGUUCCUCUGGGCCUUCCUGUCCCUGUUCAGACUGAUGACUCAGGACUACUGGGAGAACCUGUACCAGCAGACUCUCCGGGCCUCAGGGAAGCCCUACAUGAUGUUCUUUGUGCUGGUGAUCUUCCUGGGCUCCUUCUACCUGGUGAACCUGAUUCUGGCCGUGGUGGCCAUGGCGUACGACGAGCAGAACCAGGCCACCAUCGAGGAGGCCCUGCAGAAGGAGGAGGAGUUCCAGGCCAUCCUGGAGCAGCUGAGGAGGCAGCAGGAGGACGCCCAGGCGGUGGCGGCAGCAGCAGCAGAGAGGGGUGAGUCCAGUGAGAGAGGAGAGUUCACCGAGACCUCGUCCUCCGCGUCCCGCCUCAGCUCCAAGAGCGCCAAGGAGCGCCGCAACCGGCACAAGAAGAAGAAGACGGAGAUGGAGAGAGCCGACAGCAGGUUCCACCGGUCGGAGUCUGAGGAGAGCAUCAAGAAGACCCGCUUCCGCUUCUCCGUGGACGCCAACCUGCUGUCCUACGACAUGAGGUGUUCCACCACACAGCAGUCCUUCCUGAGUGUCCGUGGCGCCCUGUUCUCCUCCAGACGGAACAGCCAGGCCAGCGUAUUCAGCUUCAGGGGCCGCCCUGCACGCUGCGGCUCGGACAACCACUUUGCCGACGACGAAAACAGCGCGUUCGAGGACAGCGGCAGUAGGCGGAGCUCUCUGUUCGUCCCCCGACGGGCAGACCGUCGCUACAGCAGCGUGAGCCAGAACAGCUUGCUGUCUCAUGUCGUGCCGUCGACCAAUGGGAGGAAGAAGCACAGCUCCGUGGACCGCAACGGGGUGGUGUCCCUCGUGGGCAAGGCCUCUCUUCCCCCGUCACCAGCAAGUCUGCUGCUGCCUGAGGGUGCCACCUCAGACACAGAGUACAUGAGGGAUGAGGGCGGAGCCUAUCAGGCCCCCAUGGACUUCCUGGGAGGCCCUGUGUCCAGACAGAGGGCCCUGAGCGUGGCCAGUAUUAUAACCAACACCAUGGAAGAGCUUGAAGAGUCCAGACAGACAUGCCCGCCUUGCUGGUACAAGUUUUCCAGAACCUUCCUGAUCUGGGACUGCUGCCCAGCAUGGCUGAGGUUCAAGAAUUUGGUCAACCGGAUCGUGAUGGACCCGUUUACGGACCUAGCCAUCACCAUCUGCAUUGUCCUCAACACGGUGUUCAUGGCUAUCGAGCAUUACCCUUCCUCCAUAGAAUUUAAUAACAUGCUCUCUACGGGAAACCUGGUGUUUACAGGCAUCUUCACGGCUGAGAUGUGCUUCAAAAUCAUCGCUAUGGACCCGUAUCAAUAUUUCCAAGAGAAAUGGAACAUAUUUGAUGGCAUUGUAGUCACUAUAAGCUUGCUGGAGUUCGGUUUGGCUAACGUGCCGGGAAUGUCUGUCCUCAGGUCCUUUAGGCUGCUCAGAGUGUUCAAGCUGGCCAAGUCGUGGCCCACCCUCAACAUGCUGAUCAAGAUCAUCGGGAACUCGGUGGGCGCCCUGGGCAACCUGACGAUCGUCCUGGCCAUCAUCGUGUUCAUCUUCGCCGUGGUCGGCAUGCAGCUGUUUGGGAAGAACUACAAAGACUGCAAGUGUAAGAUCAACAAAGACUGCGAGCUGCCGCGCUGGCACAUGAACGACUUCUUCCACUCGUUCCUGAUCGUGUUCCGGGUGCUGUGCGGGGAGUGGAUCGAGACCAUGUGGGACUGCAUGGAGGUGGCCGACCAGGGCAUGUGUCUGAUCGUCUUCAUGAUGGUCAUGGUCAUAGGGAACCUGGUGGUGCUGAACUUGUUCCUGGCGCUGCUCCUGAGCUCCUUCAGCGCUGACAACCUGGCGGCGACGGACGACGACAGCGAGAUGAACAACCUCCAGACGGCCAUCGGACGGAUCCAGCGCGCCGCCGACUUCACCAAGGCCCUGAUGUGCCGCACGGUGCACCGCGUCUGCCUGAGGAAGAGGAGGAGGAGGAAGAAGAAGAGGAGUCAGGGCGAGGAGAAACCUCAAGACGACCUCCACAAAGCCCUGGGCCACAACUGCAUAACCAACCACACCACGGUGGAGAUCCUGAAGGAGCUGGCCUUCCCCAAGGACGGCAAUGGGACGGCCACCGGCGUGGACAACAACGGGGGGAAGUACAUCGUCAACAGUAACAGCGACUACAUGCCCUUCCUUCAGAACCCCAGCCUGACCAUCACCGUGCCGAUCGCCGUGGGGGAGUCUGACUUUGAUAACUUCAACGGGGAAGACUUCAGCAGCGACUUGUCUGACACAGAGGGGAGCAAAGAGAUGCCGGUACACUCUGAGCCCAGCUCAUCUGAGGGCAGCACCGUGGACAUCCGGCCCCUGGGCGAGGGGGGGGAGUCGCUGGACAUGGAGCCAGAGAGCUCCCUGGAUCCUGAGGGCUGCUUCCCUGAUGGCUGUGUCCGCAGGUUCCGCUGUUGCCAGGUGAACGUGGAGGAGGGACGCUGGAAGCUGUGGUGGACGCUGAGGAAGACCUGCUUCAGGAUCGUGGAGCACAACUGGUUUGAGACGUUCAUCAUCUUCAUGAUCGUGCUCAGCAGCUCGGCCCUGGCGUUUGAAGACAUCUACAUAGAGAAAAUGAAGACCAUUAAGAUUUUGUUGGAGUUUGCAGACAAAAUCUUCACAUACACUUUUAUUCUAGAAAUGUUACUGAAAUGGGUGGCUUAUGGAUUUGCAAAGUACUUCACUAAUUACUGGUGCUGGUUGGACUUCCUCAUUGUUGAUGUCUCCCUGGUCAGCCUCGCGGCCAACGCCCUUGGCUAUGCUGAGCUGGGGGCCAUCAAGUCUCUGAGGACGCUACGGGCUCUGCGGCCGCUGAGAGCGUUGUCCCGCUUCGAGGGCAUGAGGGUGGUGGUGAACGCUCUGCUAGGGGCCAUCCCCUCCAUCUUCAACGUGCUCCUGGUCUGCCUGAUCUUCUGGCUCAUCUUCAGCAUCAUCGGGGUCAACCUGUUCGCAGGGAAGUACCACUACUGUGUCAACGUCACCAGCAACUACCGCUUCAAGCUGGAAGAGAUUUCCAACAAGACGGAGUGUCACAAUGCCAAAGGCGCCAGCUGGAAGAAUGUCAAGAUCAACUUUGACAACGUGGGCGCAGGAUAUUUAGCGCUGCUGCAAGUGGCUACAUACAAAGGCUGGAUGGACAUCAUGUAUGCUGCGGUGGACUCCCGUAAUGUGGAUGAACAACCAGUUUAUGAGAUCAACCUCUACAUGUACAUGUACUUUGUGGUGUUCAUCAUUUUUGGAUCCUUCUUCACGCUCAACCUCUUCAUUGGGGUCAUCAUAGAUAACUUCAACCAGCAAAAGAAGAAGUUUGGAGGUCAGGACAUCUUCAUGACAGAGGAACAGAAGAAGUACUAUAACGCCAUGAAAAAGCUGGGCUCUAAGAAGCCCCAGAAGCCCAUCCCCCGGCCUAACAACAAGUUUCAAGGGUGCAUCUUCGAUUUCACAACAAAGCAAGGCUUUGACAUUUUUAUCAUGAUUCUCAUCUGCCUUAACAUGGUCACCAUGAUGGUGGAGACUGACAACCAGACUGAAUACAUGGAAAAUAUUCUGUCCUGGGUUAACCUGGUGUUCAUCAUCCUGUUCUCGGGAGAGUGUUUGUUAAAGAUGAUCUCACUCCGCUAUUACUACUUCACCAUUGGUUGGAAUGUAUUUGACUUCAUCGUAGUAAUCCUGUCUGUAAUUGGCAUGUUUCUCUCGAAUUUGAUUGAAAAGUAUUUUGUUUCGCCAACUUUAUUCCGAGUCAUCCGAUUGGCCCGGAUCGGCCGCAUCCUCCGCCUCAUCAAGGGUGCCAAGGGAAUACGCACGCUCUUGUUUGCCUUGAUGAUGUCACUUCCUGCCUUGUUCAACAUUGGUCUCCUGCUGUUUUUGGUCAUGUUCAUCUACGCCAUCUUUGGCAUGUCGAACUUUGCGUACGUCAAGAAGCAGGCCGGGAUCGACGACAUGUUCAACUUUGAGACGCUUGGCAACAGCUUGAUCUGUUUGUUCCAAAUCACCACAUCGGCGGGCUGGGACAGCCUUCUGGCGCCCAUGCUCAACACUGACGACUGUGACGAGAAAAGCGAGCACCCAGGGACCCCCUACAAGGGCGACUGUGGAAACCCCGCGGUCGGGAUCAUAUUCUUCGUCAGCUACGUCAUCAUCUGCUUCCUCAUCGUGGUCAACAUGUACAUCGCCGUCAUCCUGGAGAACUUCAGCGUGGCCACGGAGGAGAGCGCAGAGCCCCUCAGCGAGGACGACUUUGAGAUGUUCUAUGAGGUGUGGGAAAAGUUCGACCCGCGCGCCACCCAGUUCGUGGAGUACGGCAAGCUGUCCGACUUUGCCGACGCCCUGGACCCUCCGCUGCGCAUAGCGAAGCCCAACAAGAUCCAGCUGAUCUCCAUGGACCUGCCCAUGGUGAGCGGCGAGAGGAUCCACUGCCUGGACAUCCUGUUCGCCUUCACCAAGCGCGUCCUGGGCGAGGGCGGAGAGAUGGACAUGCUCCGCGGGCAGAUGGAGGAGCGCUUCAUGGCGUCCAACCCCUCCAAGGUGUCCUACGAGCCCAUCACCUCCACGCUGCGACGCAAGCAUGAGGACAUGUCGGCCAUCGUCAUCCAGAAGGCUACCAGACACUACAUCCAGCGACGCAGCGCUCAACGAGCCUCCAACGCGUCCAGGAGUCAGGAGACCCUGGUGGACACGGAGGACCUCGUCAUCGAGAGGCUGAACGAGACGUCGACUUCGGACAAGACGGCUACGCCGCCCUCCACGGCAUCUCCCCCUUCCUACGACAGCGUGACCAAACACGACACUGACAAAUACGAGAAAGACAAAACCGAGCAGGAGGUCGCAGGCAAAGAUGGGAAGGAAGACGAAGAGUAGGGCUGGUUGUGGGGAGAGAUGCAACAUAGCCUUUAAAUGACCAAAUGUUUACAGCCUUUGAAUGUGGCCAAAUGUGUGGAGUGGACGCCCUUCAUUGGUGUGGGUAUCUAUGCCAAAUAGACAAUGCUUGAGUUCAGAGUUACAUGUUGGUGCCUGGAGUGAAGACUCAGGAAGUUCUCAGGCUGUCAUGGCUGACCUUUGACUUUUAGUUGGUAUUUUCUGGUAUUUGAAAAGUAGACACUUAUUCUGAACAGGGCCAUGGGUCUCUCAGGCUUUGUGACACUCAGUAAAUUAUUAAGUAUUUCACUUAAUUUGCGGCUCGGUGCUGCACCCAGUGUCUUCAAUACCCUUCUCCUGCCAUUUUACAAACGGAUUUUUCUCACAGAAGCUUGUUUACGAUCCUUCUGUUUUUCUCAGAUCAUAGGUUGUUCUUGUGCUUUCGAUAUUUUUGUAAACAGUCGUUUGUCUUUGGUCUUGUCUUCACCCAACCAAUCACUAUGGCAGUAGGAAAUUUGCUGCAGUUAAAUAGACGUGUACUUGCAUGAAUACCUACCCAUAAUUAUGCAUGUUAUAAUUCACCAUGGCUGAUCUAUCCAUUUCUUUCUUUCAUGAUUUCUGAAGUACUUACCUUCAAUAGGACUUGGAGUCACCACCACACAUUAUUCACACCAUCGCAAAUCUUAGGCAUUCCUUAGUCAGAGAACAUAGUCAGAACUCCUGUAUUUUAUAACAGUAGCUUUGCACUGCCUACAGUAACACACAGACACAGAGGGUGCUAAUGUGCUUACACACACGUGUCAUUCAUUCAUUCAUUCACUUUUCAACCCAGAUGCCACGGCCGAGUCCUGUUGUGUUUUUAGUUGUGGACCCAGCGCUAAGGUUGCUGUAUUUGGCCAGGCUGUCGGUAUUAAGUCGGUCAGUGCUGCCCCUCCGACUCUAAACCUGAUCGACAGACAGCUGAAGUGGAUUGCAGUUCAGCUGUGGUUAAGGGAAAGGUUGUGAGUGGGUCACAUGGUUCUGCGUUUGGACGCUAUCCAUGACCGGCUGAACAUGUUCCUGCUGAUCAGCUCUGGACAGCCUCCCAUGACCCUGACCCCAGCCCAGACCCCAGCCCAGACCCCAGCCCAGAC